GUUAUGGUCAUUCAAAACUUAUGAAAGUAGGAUUAUUGACUCACUCGACUUUCUCACUUUCAUGGUGAGUUUCUUCAAGUUUUAUUUCAAUUUUGAUAGUCAACUAAUAUGGCACAGUCUGGUUAGUAUUGUAGGAUGCUCCCCCUGUCGCCAGGCGACUAUAAAGUAGACUUAGGCGGGAACAACUCUAACAACCGAAACGAUCACCAAAAUAUAAACUUACCGGAAAACACGUCAAAAAUACAACACUGUAAAAAAGAAACGAAAAACACGACAGAAAAUGAUGUAGACAACAUUAAAACAGCUACGGAAUUCGUCCACGAUUCUGAUUUAGAUAACACAACGACAACUACAGGAUUUUUCAAUCAUUGCGGGUUAACACAGCAUGCAGGGGACCAGCCUCGCUACCUUCUGUCCGAUCGCUUGAACCAGCAGACGACGAGCAAACAUGUCGUAACAUCACGUGACGAAGCAUCGCAGACGUCACUCGACGACGUGUUAACACCAGACCGCCGCACCGUGCAGCACGAUGCGCCUGAGAGUUCCAUCUGCGAUGACGUCAAAGCGAGAAUUCUGGAACUUUCUUGCAAGGAGUCGUACGAUUUGAAGGCGAGGGUGAUACUGUUGGGAGACUACAGCGUUGGAAAAACAUCUUUUCUAAGAACUUUAGCAAGCUCCAGGGAAGAUGUUGUCGGUGUCUGCUGUAAGGAGUACGUGCCCGGGGAGGUCGCUGUGGUCAUCUGCGUCAGGGACGAGGAGCGUGCUCUGGUCAGGGUCAUGGACACGGGGGGGCAGGAGAAGUACCGCAGUCUGACGUCAUCGUACUACCGGGGCGUGCACGGUUGUCUGCUCAUGUUUGACGUCAGACGGGAGACAACUUUUGACAGCAUCAUCGGCUGGUACCAGGAGCUUGUAAAGAACGCACAAAACGAUUACGUCUGCGCCAUCUUGGUGGGAACGACGUCACACACGGGUCAAAGGAUGAUCUCAUCCGAGAGGGGUUUCAGGCUAGCCGACAACUUGGACAUCCCCUACAUGGAAUGUUCCACGGAGGACGAGCUCUCCACGUGCGCCAUAGUUCAAAGGUUAUUGGAGAAAAUUAGGUUGGGCGUCCGCAGGAAAUCAUUCAAUGUUGAGAUCAAACCUCACGUGUCGGAAAUUAAAAAGUCUGGAAUUUUUCAAGUCAGCCCGAACAUUGAGAAAAUAAACUGUAUGUGUUGAUUAGGAACGCAAGUGCUU
Messenger RNA from Physella acuta, 1239 nucleotides. RefSeq names its product ras-related protein Rab-37. Gene Ontology annotation, molecular function: GTPase activity; GTP binding. The record is from RefSeq and is a predicted model, not a curated record. NCBI's taxonomy places the organism in Eukaryota, Metazoa, Mollusca, Gastropoda, Physidae.